UUUGAAGGUUCAACACCGUUAGAGCUCUUUGCUGCUAACUUGAUCAAGCUAGUUUACAACUACCGAAUUUUCCACUGGCUUUUUAGCACUAUCUCUGGCGACGGCAUGGAUUUUGGAUGGGCUUCAUCAAAUUUUGGAGGCGGGAGACGAAGCGUUUCGCCAGUCUCUGAUGAAGAGAGGGAUAGAGACUUUGGUACAGGAAGACGAUCGAAAGCUGAACCCUGGGAUAAAGGUGUAAGCGGAAAACAGAACAAGACAUUCGUCGAUGGGACCAAUAGGAAUCGUUCGGUCGCGUACAUCUUCACCGACAGCCAGCUGAGACCUGUGGUGCAAGGAGAGGUAGAGCUGCCGCCAGGCCCUGUUCAUAUGAUCAUCAACAGCACUCCAGGUGGGACCUGUCGUCAUGUCGAAGAGGAGCUCCUGGACUUCCAAUGGGAGCUCGAUCCUGACGUUGUUCUGGUUGCCGCAGGGACCAACAACAUUGGCUUCGGCUCCGAGAGCUUGGGCGUUGCUUGCAAGCAGUUCCGUGGUCUUUUGAGAACUGCUCGUCGUAUGACACCCUUGGUUCUCGCCAGCAGCAUCGCUCCCCGUCUCGACAGGAAAGGACGCCUCGUCGACGAGUACAACGACGCUUUUUACAAGAUCUGCAAGGAGGAGGGGGCGACCUGGCUCGACAUCACCGACUCCUUCCCAAUGACCGAGAGGAAUCUCUGGGCCCGUGACGGACUCCACAUCAGCGAAUGCACCGGUCUGCCUCGGCUUUUGAGGGUGUGGCAUCGCAGGAUGGUGACGACUAUGUGGCCCGGUGGUUCGUGAUCGACCCGUCUGCAGGACGCCAUCUGCAACCAAAAGAGAAGUAUCACCUUUUCUCCAAUUAUUCUAUUUAGU
Molecule: messenger RNA, 888 nt
Organism: Lytechinus variegatus (green sea urchin)
Lineage: Eukaryota; Metazoa; Echinodermata; Echinoidea; Temnopleuroida; Toxopneustidae
Exons: 5
Coding region: 106-816 (236 amino acids)
Source: RefSeq, a predicted model, not a curated record